AUAUCAAUUUAGACUAGAAUGAAGCAUCUUUUUUGCAACUAACCCUAAACUUUUGAUUCCCUAGAUCUAUAUAGACCUCUAGUUCUGGUCUCUAGAUUAACUAGAUAGAUAUCUAGAAGUCUAGAUCUAUAUUACUGAAAAAUCUGGGAUGACAUACAUUUUACUAGAUCUAUAUCUAUUAUUAAAAAAGAAUUGUACAAAUAGGCAACCAAGUAGACUUCCGUAAAUGUUGAACAACAGCUGUCUAGAUCUAAAUUAGAUUCGCUAGUAUGAGCUAGAGAGAAGACAGCAAUUGCACAUUGAUACUAAGAGAUAUUGUGUUAUGUGAAAUGGGCAUUUUGUUUUCAAAAAUAUGGAGCCUGUUUACAAAUGAAGAACAUAAAAUUAUUAUAGUAGGACUUGAUAAUGCAGGAAAAACAACAAUUUUAUACCAAUUCUUGAUGAAUGAAGUAGUUCAUACAUCUCCCACUAUUGGAAGCAAUGUUGAAGAAGUGGUGUGGAAAAAUAUUCACUUUCUAAUGUGGGAUAUUGGAGGUCAGGAAUCUUUGCGUGCUUCUUGGACCACAUAUUAUACUAAUUCAGAGUUUAUAAUAAUGGUUAUUGAUAGUACAGAUAGAGAGCGUUUAUCUAUAACAAAAGAAGAACUUUACAAGAUGUUGGCCCAUGAGGAUCUGCGUAAAGCCGCUGUCUUAAUUUAUGCCAACAAGCAGGAUAUUAAAGGAUGCAUGUCCCCGGCUGAAAUUUCACAACAGCUGAAUCUAACUGCAGUCAAGGAUCAUGUCUGGCACAUACAGGCAUGCUGUGGACUCACAGGAGAAGGAUUGUAUCAAGGAUUAGAAUGGAUUACUUCCCAUAUACAUCGACGAUGACGCUUAUUUUGUAAAUAUGUUUUAGUUUGAUACUAAGAAAUGUUGGCGGCCUGGAAGUUUAUGACUAGCACACACAUUUUAAGUAGUGUAUGGUUUCAUAUAUAUUAUUGGCAAGUUUUUGCCUUGCCUCUAUAUCCAUUUAAUUUAAGCUCAUUUGUCACUACUGUUCUUGUAUAUCUGGUCAUAUUAUCAACACAGUUUGAUGAGAGUGUGCUGAGUAUCUUCUAUUAAACACUAUUAAUUAGUCUUCCAAAAAGAGAGGGAAAAAAAGCAUGUUUUUAGCAUUCUCUUACUAGUUGAACUAGCAGGUGACCCUAUCGAGGUAUAUGUGAUAGAUAUUCAAGAUAUUUUGGAUCCUUUGUCCAUGUGAGAAAAUACUGUUAAGAGAGUUCUUUUAAUAAUGUUUUGAUAUAAAGAUUUUUAGUUUUAGAUUGUUACCUAGGAACAAAGAAAAUGAUGGCAACUCAUGUUAGACAUUUGUCACAACUCCUGUGCUAUGCAUGUGCAAUUUUUUCUUAUGAUCCACAGUGCUCAGUAUAAACAAAAUUAUUUUCAAGUUAAAAAGAUUAGCACAUUUUUUUUUUGUAAACAGGGACAUCAAAAGAAUAAAUUCCUAUCAUCAUUAUUAUUUACAGUUGUCAUAUUGUUGUUUUUGUUAUGUUUAUUUUUUUAAAUAAUUGAGAAAAAGGAAGAUUAGUAAACAUAACUUAGUAGCUGUAUAAUACUUCAAUCACUUGUACUGUUCAUAUAAAAAAAAAAAAAACUGUAUAUCUUGUAUAAAUAAAACUACUCAGAACAAUAAUAACAAAGAGUAUUAGGUUGAAAGAUAUCUUCUUUGUUACUAUUUCUUCAUUCAAUUGAAAUGCCAAUGUCUCAGAAAUGUUUUUGGGUGUUUAUUUGGAUUGCCUUGUUGUAAAUGCUGCCAGUGAGUAAACAAAUUGUGUUAAUGGAAACAAAUUCAUUGUAUCUUAUAAGAUUUAGUAAUGGAAAAAGUCACAGUCUGUAUGUUAGCUUCUACAGAACUCCAUUUUAAAUCUGCCCCUUAGAUGGUAAGGUCUGAAAGGGAUACUUUACUUUUUCGAAAUGUUGAGAAAAACAAAAUGUCCUUUUUAUAGAUGUUUUUUUUUUUUUUUAUAUUUGUUAUUUUCUAAAAUAUAUUGAAACUUAGAUUGUUGUUUUAUUAAUAUUCAGCUGUUAAAAAAAGCUAUUUUUACCUCAGCUAGUUAAUUAACACUGUUCAUUAGAAUUUAGUCUUCUAUCAUUUUAUGUCAUCUAAUGCUUUUUGUUGUGAAAAUAAUUUGCAGCCUGGUUGCAAAGAUUGAUAAAGAUUUUGAAAGGUAUCAUUGUAAUCUUGUAUUUGUAGAUUGUUUGUGAAUUAUAUUGCAUUGUAUUUUAUAUAUAUUAAAAACCUAAUGUUAUCAAAAUUGUGUUAUUUGCUCUGUAUGUUAUAGAAUUAUAAACAUGUUUAGGCUUUUUUUUUUUUACCUGAGCUGAUUACUCUCUACUUACUCUUGUUGUGAAACGCGGAAGUGUAAUGGUACUUUUAUAUUGAUAGAUAAAGUUUAUAUUUUUUUAUAUAUUAUGUUUACUUGUAAUGACCCGGACAUGUGCUCUUGGCCAAUAAUUAGUAAUUGUGUUUAAAACACAUAAUUAAAAUUACAAGUAUUUUUUAACCAAAUGUCAUUAAAAUGAGCACAAUUGAAUCUUUUAAAGUAAUUGAAGAUUCAUGUCCAAUGACUAUUGAUUGAUUUUCAUAAGGGCCUUGACUCAGUUGGCCCAAAUUCAACUUCCAUUGCAUUAGUUCUGAGAGAGAAUUUUUCUCAUAUAAUGAAAAAAAAUACAAUGAACUAAAUGUUUUAUUGAACAUUGUGACCUUUACCGUACAAUUAUUUGUAUUGUUAUUUCUUACUCUUAUAGGCCAGUUAUUGUUUUCUUCAUUAAGUUUACUUUGAUAACUUUAAAUGCUUUUUUCACUUUGCAUUGCAUUGAUAUUUUUGUGUCCAGUGCUUCUCCUCAAUCUAUAAUCAUGUGGACAGUCAUCCCCUGUCAAAGGUCGUUUUUAUUUAUUUUAUACUAGCCUGGCAUUACCCGCGGCCUGCGGGUCUAAGUUUGUGUUUACUAAUGUAGUGGAUUGGAUUUAGAUGUAUGUUAAACUUAGAUGAUGAUCCUUUCACGUUAUUUCUCUUUCGCUACGAAAAUAAAAUUAGUUUUGCGAAAAUGGGUUUACCCGAAGUCGAUACAUUCAUAUCUAUUAAAAACGAAAAGAGCGAUAGCUUUGUUAAAUGAAUGGGAUUAUAAAGUGAACAAUUAAACGAAAUAAUUUUUAGUACGCGAUUCAUGAAUGAAUAUAGAUCUAGGCCUAUCUCAACUCGGCUUCGCAGCUUUUGUAAACGAAUGUAGUCUCUUAAAAAUAAUGCUUUAGAAAACCAAAUUUGAAUGUUUAUUUGAUCAAUAUAUGAAAUUAAUGGACUAUAAUUAGUAUGUUCAUGUGUUAAAGUAUAAAACUAUCUGUGCGAACAGAAGUUUUAUCAUCUUAGAGUUGAAUUAGAGUUUUAGAUCUAGGGAUGGGAUUAUAAAGUAAACAUUUAAACGAAUUAAUUUUUAGUACACAAUUCAUUACGGUAUUGUCUAAUGAAAGAAUGUUCGUCAGGAAAUCUGUGGUUACAUAUAUAAGGAACUAAUUAAUGUAAAAAUGCUUUUGAAACACAAAAUUGAAGGUUAAUUUUAUUAUAUAAUGAAAUCAAAGGAUCUUCUUUUGUAUUUUCAUGUGUCAAAGUAAAAAACUAUAUGCACAAAGUGUAUUUCUUAAAAUUAGAUCUAGGUCUAAAUCCUUUCGAUCUUUUCUCAUGUCAACAUUGUAGACAUGGCCUAGAUCCAUAAAAUACUAUAGCUUUAAUAGAGUCGGACAACUUUAUUUUUUUUUUAGGGUCUUAAGUAAUUUUCAGGGCUACGAUACAUACACUAAGGUCUAAGUUGGUACCCAAGAAACAUUCCUGCCAAGUUUUAUCAAGAUUGGUCAAGCGGUUUUGAUGUCUAUAAGUAACAUACAUACACCUCACAUUCUACUUUAUAGUAUAGAUUACAUUAUUGGGAGGGGGUAAUUAAUUUGAAGGUUUUGAUGUCUAUAAGUAACAUACAUACACCUCACAUUCUACUUUAUAGUAUAGAUUACAUUAUUGGGAGGGGGUAAUUAAUUUGAAGGCGAAUUUUCAUGUUACUUUAUAACUUCAAUCAGGAAAAUUGGGCCACUUAUUUAUAAGCGGGCAAUAACAUAGUUUUCUGUUCAAAUAAAGGUAAAAUAUUGACUAAGAAUAUGAUGGAGAAAGAUUGGGUUAAAGUUACACUGAAAACUGUUGCUUGGUGUUCUUAUGUAUAUAUGCUUGUAUGUUAGUUUAGAUGUCACAUUGCUCCACACGAGUGUGUGAUUGACAUUGACUGUGGGUGUAUGUAUGAAAAACCUAACAUGGGAGAUGGGUUCAUGGUUUAGAUAGGCAUUAGUUCAGUUUUCAGUCAUUUAUCCGGACCUAGAACUUUUUUUUAAAGUAAACAAUCAUCCCAAAUGUAUGCUUAACAUGGUUGGCCACACUUAUAUUCAUGUUUCAUUUAAUGGUGCCUUCACUAAUUCUGUCAAGUUUUUUUUUUUAAUACACAUGAUGAUCCAAUGGAAAUGAUUGAGGUUAUACCAAAGGUUUUUAAAAUAAAAUAGUCAUUCAGUUGAAAUGCUUCUAAUAUUUACUUUCACUUUGAAAGGAGUUACUGAUAUUUAAAAAAAAAAAAAAAACUAUUUUCAUUUUUGUUGUUAUUUAUUUUGUUUUGUACUGCUGCUUAUCAAGUGUUUUAUGCUCAUCUAAACUGGAAGCUUAUGACAUUUCAGAUGCACAUUUUGGAUUAUAUCAUAUUUUUUUUUCGGCACUACAGGCACAAAUUCUGUUUGUUCAAAAUGAAGAUAGAAUGAUGAUUUAUUUUUUUGGUAUGUGUAAAUAUGUAUUUGUAGUUUAUAUCUGAUGAAAAACUUUAAAUUCUUACAUGUUGUCAACUUGCAAUCCUAGAUAUUUUGUACAAGCCAGCAGUAAAGUAUAUUAUUUGACAUUAAAAACUAAUUUUUUUCCAAGCUGUUGCUAUGACAUUUAAUUGUGCUUACACUUUCAAUGAAAAAACAAACAAACUACAACUUGUGUUAGUCAUCUGAUCAAGUAAUUAAAUGAGAACAAAUUCACUUUGAAAUGGAAAUACAAUUUGUUUCAAUGAUU
Biomphalaria glabrata is the source of this 5119-nucleotide messenger RNA. Its product is annotated as ADP-ribosylation factor-like protein 5B. Gene Ontology annotation, cellular component: trans-Golgi network; cytoplasm. The transcript has 7 exons. NCBI's taxonomy places the organism in Eukaryota, Metazoa, Mollusca, Gastropoda, Planorbidae. Gene Ontology annotation, molecular function: GTP binding; GTPase activity. Gene Ontology annotation, biological process: intracellular protein transport; protein localization to Golgi membrane; vesicle-mediated transport. The record is from RefSeq and is a predicted model, not a curated record. Bases 330 to 869 code for a protein of 179 amino acids.